This is a messenger RNA of Odontomachus brunneus, 3080 nucleotides long. RefSeq names its product serine/threonine-protein kinase polo (gene polo). Gene Ontology annotation, biological process: protein phosphorylation; regulation of cytokinesis; mitotic cell cycle. Gene Ontology annotation, cellular component: nucleus; cytoplasm; centrosome. Bases 135 to 1784 code for a protein of 549 amino acids. Lineage: Eukaryota; Metazoa; Arthropoda; Insecta; Hymenoptera; Formicidae. Gene Ontology annotation, molecular function: protein serine/threonine kinase activity; ATP binding; protein binding. The transcript is spliced from 7 exons. The record is from RefSeq and is a predicted model, not a curated record.
UGGUUAUAACUGAAGCAGACAGGUCACUCGAGCAGAAACAUGUAUUUUCGACUAUUUUUUGGACAUAUACUCAGUGUUAAAGAUAUAGUGAUAAUAAAGCUUUGAGAUAUUCUAAUUAAGUAUUAUAAAGUACAAUGGUCACUAAAAUGUUCUUUGGUGGCUUUGCAAAAUGUUAUGAAAUCACAGAGUCAAAAUCACAUCAUGUGUUUGCCGGAAAGAUUGUACCGAAAUCUGUAAUCACCAAGAGCAAUCAAAAAGAGAAAAUGACUCAAGAGAUAGCAAUUCAUCAGACUCUGAGUCACAGACAUAUUGUUGGCUUUCAUGGUUUCUUUGAUGACUCUCACCAUAUUUACAUCAUCUUGGAGCUCUGUCGUAAGAGAUCAAUGAUGGAGUUGCACAAACGCAGGAAAGCGUUGUCAGAAUGCGAAACUCGAUAUUACAUGAAGCAAAUUUUGGAUGGAGUAUUCUAUUUGCAUCAACACAGAAUAAUUCAUAGAGACUUGAAGUUGGGUAAUCUGUUCUUGAAUGACGAAUUGCAAGUGAAAAUCGGUGACUUCGGAUUAGCAACUAGAUUGGAGCACGACGGCGAACGGAAAAAGACUGUUUGCGGCACUCCAAAUUAUAUAGCACCGGAAGUGCUGACCAAAGUCGGGCACUCGUACGAGGCCGACGUUUGGAGUAUCGGUUGCAUAAUGUAUACUCUACUCGUGGGUAAGCCGCCGUUCGAGACGUCGAGCUUGAAAGAGACAUACGCCAGGAUCAAGCAAGUGUACUAUAAAACGCCGACACACAUAAGCAAGCCCGCCAUGAACAUGGUGGCAAGAAUGCUACAAUUGAACCCAUCCAAGCGUCCUUCUGUCGCUAAGCUGAUGAAAGACGUUUUCUUCACUUCCGGAUAUUUGCCGACGAGUUUGCCACUUUCUUGUUUAACAAUGGCGCCUCGUUUGGACAUGCUGGAGUUGCAUUGUAGCCGCAAACCUCUUGGAGAAGUAAAUUUCAACUCGGAGACAGACAUUAUCCCCUUCCGAGUGCCGAGCAGCCCGUCUAAUAAACCUCCGAAACCCACUGACGUCAACGAGAUGCAGAGAAUGAAUCACGAUAUUAAGAAGAUGCUCCAUACAUUGAAAGAACAGUUGGCUGUUGUACUGAAAGCUAAGCCUGCCAGAGAGAUAGCAUCAUCAGCAGAUGAGAUGACUGAUCCAGCGAUGCAACCUGUAAUCUGGAUAAGCAAAUGGGUAGAUUACUCAGACAAAUACGGUUUUGGGUACCAGUUAUCCGAUAAUGGAGUCGGUGUGAUGUAUAACGAUGGUACGCGACUGAUAAUGUUACCGAAUGGUUUCAACAUUCACUAUAUCAACCGCGAAGGCGACGAAUUGUACUACACGGUGACAGCUUAUCCGGAUAAUCUCGAGAAGAAGAUGAAGUUGAUGAAUUUCUUCCUGAAGUAUAUGAACGAUCAUUUGAUGAAGGCAGGCGACUCCAUCGUAAUGAAACAGAGUGAUUCCAUCUCUAGAAUACCCUACAUGCAUCAAUGGUUCAGGACUCAGACGGCAGUCGUGAUGCAACUAACUAAUGGCACUGUACAGGUUAACUUCCUAGAUCAUACGAAAAUUAUUAUGUGCCCUUUGAUGGCGGCAGUCACUUACAUCGACCACGAGAAGAAUUUCAAGACUUACAGAUUCGAGACUAUUCAUGAGAACGGCUGUUGUAAGGGACUAGCGAAAAAUCUGAUGUAUGCGUAUGAAAAGCUCGGGCUGAUGUUGACGAGUCCUCAAGUCCGGUAAAAUUGUCCGUCCUGAGAGAGAAUUACAAAAAUAACAAGGAAGAAAAAGAAUAAGAGAUCGUAUGUUUGUGAGAGAAGGCGAGUGAGAAUAAGAAAGAACGAGAGAAGGUGAGAGAAGAAAUAUUAGAUGCCGCUCACUUAUCUGGCACCAAAAAAUUUAGGAACACCACAUAUAUAUAUAUAUUUAUUUUUUAGUAGCGCUAUCUUUGUAAACAAGAGAAAACUAACAUGGUAUUUGUACAGACAUAUAGACUUUUGCUAGGCAAUCUUUUUUUCUUCUUUCGUCCUUUCCCUUUUUCUUCUUUUUGUUUUUUUUUUAAUCGUUGAAUAGACGAAAUGAAAAGCCGGAGUAAAUGACAAAAGCUCGUCGCUCCAUAACAACAAGAAGGCGCUUCAGACGUUAUUAAGUGCCGUUCCUAGAAAUGUUACUCGUAGUUAAUUGAUUAGACUUUAUCGAUCUUCCGUCUAUAAGAUAUAACCGAGAUAACGCUGCGAGAAAAGUGUGACACUAAAAUCUCAGUUGUCUGAUGAUAUAUGUAUUAAGGGCAGGAUCCUGGAGAUAAAUUUAUAGAGUUCGUUAAUACCCACUCUCAUGCUGUAAUUUUUUAUCAUUUUCAAAAUUGCCGAUCCUGUCGAAGGCUUCUUAUAUUCCGUUCACCCGCAAGAACUGUCCACGGUAUUUUACUUUGACAUUACGAACGAAUCAUGCGCGACUUCGACUUUAUUCACUUCGAAGAAGAAAAAGAGGCAAAAGAAAAAAAGAAACUCGAUGAAGGCCUCGACGUCGGAGUUAAUCAUGAUUCGAUGGAGUAGUGCAAUUUAAUGUCUGAAUUUAUUGUAAUUGUGGAAUCAGGGAUAAAAAUGAUUAGAGAGACAGAAAAAGAAAGAAACGUGAGCAAAAGAGAGAGAGAGAGAGUGAGAGGGAAAAGGAAUAGACUAGCGAAGAGGCGACUGACGCGUAAGUGUUUAUCGUUUUUGAAAGUUCACUUGACCAAUAGCUUCUUGCUCGAACUUGUUCGAGUAAUUCAGGUGUUACACUUAGACCACGAGUGCAUUAAUCUCUAAACGAGAACUCUUGAAUGCCGGUAACAGCGACGUGCAUUAUGAAUUUUAGAUGCAUUUAGCGCAGAGGAGAUUAUUCGAGUUGAGUUUGUCGCGUAGUUCCUUCGUUUUUUUGCUUUUUUGUAAUGACUUGUAGUCGAGACUUAACUCUUAUGCGCGACUUAUGGAUAAUCGCAAAUGUGCCUUAUGAACGAAUACCUUACGGUUAAAUAAAUUGUACUUUUUCCUCUUGUUU